AUGCCUACCGGUACAGCAACAGCUUCGCGCAGCUCCAGGAGACGCAGAAGGGCUCGACGGGGAGUUGCAAAGACAGCAGCACAUACAGAUGCAGAAACAGCAGCAGCAGCUGCUGCGCAGCAACAGCAGCAGCAGCAACAGCAGCAGCAGGUUCGGCAACAGCAGCAGGUGCAACAACAGCAGCUGCAGCAGCUCCAGGAGCUGCAACAGCAGCAGCUGCAACAGCAGCAGUUGCUGCAGCAACAACUGCUGCAGCAGCAACUGCAGCAGCAGCUGCAACAGCCCCUUUUCCUGGCCCUUCAAGAACACCAGAAGCUCAGCAAGCUGCUUUUUAGCCCAGAGCAACAGCAGCAACAGCUGCUACUGCAGCAGCAGCAAGAUGUCAGCAUAGCGUCUGUGCUGACAACACCUGAGAAAUCGGUGCCCCAAAACAGCAGCAGCAACUGCAUUUUCAGCAGCAGCAGUAGCAGCAACAGCAACAGUUUUUUGUCUCUUCGGGUGUCUCCGUCUUCUUGUGUAGACUUGUCGAUACCCGCCUGGGCCUCCUCCAGUGCUGCAGCAACAGAUGAAGCAGCAGCAGCACCAUCAACGGAAGCUGCCAUAGAUAAGCAGCAACUGCAGCUGGAAACGCAGGCAUUGACAUCGCAGCACCAGCACCAGCAACAGCAGCACCUUCAGCAGCCGCAGCAACCUCAAGAUAUUCAACAACUGAAGCAGCAGCAGCAGCUGCAACUCGAGUUGCAGGCGCAGCUGUUGCAGCAGCUGCAGCUACAGCUGCUGCCCCAAAGGGGGGCGGCACCCCACCCCGCUCCUUUGCAACAGCAGCAACAGCAGCAACAGCAGCACAGCAUCCAGCAGCAAGCUAAGAGGCUGGCGGUCAUGAUGCUGCGGCAGCACCAGCAGAAGUACAUGCAAGAGCAGCAGAGAACGAUGGAUCAACUGCAGCAGCAGCAACAGAAACAAGAGCAGCAACACCAUACACCCGAACACCAGCAGCAACUGCAGCAUCAGCAACAGCAGUUGACGAUGGCAUAUGCGCAGCAAGCAGGGGAACCGCUGUGGAGGACUGCUACCUCUAGACCUCCUGGGCUAGUUCGGAAAGAAGCAGCAGCAGCAGCAGCAGCAGCGGCAGCAGCAGCAGCAGCUGCUGCUGCACUUCGGUCAACAGCAACGGCAAAGACACCAGAAGCUGCAAUACCAGCAGAAGCCCCCACAGGCCACGAGCAGCACUCGUGGGGACGACACCCAUCGGGAGUUCUUCCGCAGCAGCAGCUGCUGCAGCAGCAGCAGCAGUUGGGUCAGUGGCCUUCGCGAGAGCUGCUUAGGGCUCCGCGUGCUGCUGCUUCUGCUACUACCUCCGCUUUAAAUCCAGCAGCAGCUCCCUUCUAUCCUAUGUCGCUGAGGCAGCAGAUGUGGGGCCCCACUGAUUCGCUGCAGCAGCAGCAGCAGCAAACGCCUUCCCCUCCGUCGAAAGACUUAGCCGAUCCUCAGCUGGUGCUUCAGCAGCAGCAACAACAAUUGAUGCAGCAGCAGUUGCAGGAGCAGUUGCAGCAACAGUUGCAACAACAGCUGCAGCAACAGUUGCAGCAACUGCAGCAGCAAACUCGCCAGCAGUAUGUCUGUGCACGAGGGAGUGACUGUAACAGCAGCAGCAGCAGCAUGUGGACAUAUAUGAAUGCAUCUGCACAGGAGUUUUUAUCUCCGCCUAUAUCUGGCCUGCAGCAGCUACAACAGCAGCACCUAUUGCAGCAGCAGCAGCAGCUACAGCAGCAGCAGCAGCAAGAGAGGAGCCUUGCUGCCUUAGCUGCCAAACUGCGCAAGCAGACGCUAAUGCAAUAA
Molecule: messenger RNA, 1839 nt
Organism: Eimeria maxima
Lineage: Eukaryota; Apicomplexa; Conoidasida; Eucoccidiorida; Eimeriidae
Exons: 1
Coding region: 1-1839 (612 amino acids)
Source: RefSeq, a predicted model, not a curated record